Molecule: messenger RNA, 240 nt
Organism: Rotaria sp. Silwood1
Lineage: Eukaryota; Metazoa; Rotifera; Eurotatoria; Philodinida; Philodinidae
Source: the annotation of a GenBank genome assembly
AUGUGUUAUAAUAGAAUUUAUCAUGAAUGGACAAUGACUGAUGAAGUAAUUGAGAAUACACUUGAUAAAGAUGUUGAACCAUCUCAUCCUGAAAUCUCUCGUCGAGAAACAACAGUUUCUAAUACUACUUGGAAAGAAAAUUCACCAACUAUUGAAAAUUUGGUUCGCGUAGGAUUCUUUAAUGUUAGCAUUGAUAAUUCAGUGACAUGUUUUUAUUGUAAUGGUUCAUUACAUGAAUGA